GAGAGAGGUGAACAGAGAGAAACAGAGUACGAGACAGAAUUUGAAAACCAAGGCUGAAGUUUUGAGAAGAAACACAGAGCUCUCUAUGGUUGUGAGAAACAUGGAAGAAGUGGUAUUGCUGAUUGAUGAUCUGAGAUCACUUUCUGGAAUUUCUCGCUGUAGAAUUUGUCAUGAAGAAGAAUUUGAAAGCUCCAAACAAUUGGAAGCUCCCUGUGCUUGUUCUGGCACUGUUAAGUUUGCUCACAGAGAUUGCAUCCAGACAUGGUGCAACGAGAAAGGAAACACAACUUGUGAAAUAUGUUUACAGCAAUAUGAACCUGGAUACACUGCACCUCCAAAGAAAUCUCCAAUUUCUGAUGCAGCAAUGACUAUUAGAGAUAGCCUGCAAAUUCCAAGGGAGCAAGAACAAAUAAACACGAGAAUAGUUGUGGGAAUAGUUGAAGGAGUAAGAAUACAAAACAAUUACUCUGAAUGCUCUUAUGCUGCAGAUAGAAGCGCAUCUUGCUGUCGAUCACUGGCUUUAGCUUUUACACUGAUCUUGCUUGUGAGACAUCUUUUCGCUUUGCUUACAAAUGGAAUGGAAGAUUAUCCAUUUACAAUUCUUACAGUCUUUAUGCUAAGGGCCAGUGGAAUUAUUAUACCCAUGUACAUAAUUAUUAAGACAAUUGGAGGCAUUCAUGACAGUGUUCGGCGCCACUAUCAGGAUUCUGACGAUGACACAUCGAUUUCUGAUGAAGGUGAUGAAGAAAAUGAGGGACCGCAUGGUGCAAUUUUAUUAAGACAUUUAUAGUCACACCUUGUGUUAUAAUUUGCUUUAAUUUAAUUUGUGUAAGAGCAUUGUGCUGAUGCUCUCUGUGUCAAAAUUCCAACAUUUUGAAGGGGUAAAUUUAUUGCAAAAAGAAUGGAAUUCAAAUUGAAAUAUUGCACAUAUUCCCUUGCGGUGGUUAUUUGUACGUACCUUCCUUUCAAAAAAAAGUUAUCUA
Messenger RNA from Lotus japonicus, 983 nucleotides. RefSeq lists its product as uncharacterized. Gene Ontology annotation, cellular component: membrane. The record is from RefSeq and is a predicted model, not a curated record. Gene Ontology annotation, molecular function: zinc ion binding; ubiquitin-protein transferase activity. NCBI's taxonomy places the organism in Eukaryota, Viridiplantae, Streptophyta, Magnoliopsida, Fabales, Fabaceae. Gene Ontology annotation, biological process: protein ubiquitination. The transcript has 7 exons. The coding region runs from base 86 to 790 and encodes 234 amino acids.